AUGUAUAAUGGGCACCAUCGAAAAAUCGAUGGGCAUCUCGAUCGUAUUGAAGACUAUCUGCGUCGCAUGACGCGGCCGCCACGGACACGAUACGACCCACCUUCAUUGAAUCAGGUACCCUACACCACUUUCCUCCUCGCGAGUAGCAACCAUGAGGGCGAUUCUUCUUAUCGGAUCGCCAACGAGCAGCCAGGGCUGCAGGCGAGCACAGUCUACGAUAUGCCUCCCCCCUAUGCUGAACUGAUGUCAACUGCAACGAGCACUUUGGCGGCUCCCCCAGCGAUGCGGGACUCCACUGCAGUGAGAGCAGCCGCAGCACACCAUGUUGAUCCCGCCCCGGCCCUGUUCACGGGCAUUCGACCGCCGACCUCAUCGCUUACAAGGCUUCCACACGCACUGGCGGAGGCUGCGCCUCCUCACACUCCUGCUCCUCUCUUCUCAAGCACUAAACUUCCGCCCUCUUCGCAGCAAGAGACCACACGGAUGCACCGCCGUGGCUGCAGUGACGAUAGCAGCAGCACCAGUUCCAGCGAGACGGUGCACGAUAAAGGUACGACGCCGGUGUCCAAUUCCACGGCUGCAUCAAGUCCUCUUAUACCAGCGGUGCGGCCCCCACCGCCGCUGCUAUCGUCGCUUCAAGGCGUUUCUGCAGCCCGUGCACAGUCGGCUGUGGUGUCCGCACGGCACCGGAUCUAUGGCUCGCGCAGCCCCUCGCCCUGUGCGUCCUACCAGGCCAACAGCCAAGGUCGCAGCAUGAGGGGCAUCUUGGAGGAUCUCGAGGAGCACCUGCGAGCUUCGCCUCUGCUAUCGCGAUCGCCACGGCAAACGGAUCCCCACCGCCACCCCGGCAGCAGCCGGCACCGUCACGAGCGCCGCGGUGCUCACCCAACGUCGCUACCGCAGUCGGGAAUCACUGAGCUGCCUCACCACAGAGAGGAUGAUUCGGCAGCCCACGAGAGAGCUGCGCGCAUCAUGAGGGAUCUCGCCACGGCGACAUCACCCACGGCAGAUGAUCAUCUCUCAUCGCUGCUCUCUUCGUUGGGUGGCAGCCCAAAUUCCUGUGAAACACCGUUUCGCCGUCGCCUCCGUCACCUCGACUAUCUUUUUGGUGACGGAGCAGCUCACGAUGAUCCCACCUCCACACCGCCGUCUUGCUACCGUCACGAUUCCAUCUCUGGCUUGGCAGGCACACACGGUAGCAGCGAGCAGCGAGCCACUCGAUACCAAAACCCGCCCGCUGCUGCAGAAUCUUUAACGAGGAGACGACUGCUGCUGGUGGACAGCUGCACUAUGACAGGCACAUCGGCGGUGCCGUCGAUAACACAGCCAGCGAACAUGCGCUCAGUGCUCUACCCCAACGUGCCCGACGAAAAACCUCACCUCCGUCAAACGUACCUCGCGCGCCUCGAGACAGCCUCCGGUGCCGAUGUUGCGACACCGCUGCGCCUCGAAGCAGCCUCCGGUGCCGAUGUUGCGACACCGCUGCGCCUCGAAGCAGCCUCCGGUGCCGAUGUGCCGACUCCCUCACGCCUCGAAGCAGCCUCCGGUGCCGAUGUUGCGACGCCGCUGCGCCUCGAAGCAGCCUCCGGCGCCGAUGUUGCGACGCCGCUGCGCCUCGAAGCAGCCUCCGGUGCCGAUGUUGCGACGCCGCUGCGCCUCGAAGCAGCCUCCGGUGCCGAUGUUGCGACGCCGCUGCGCCUCGAAGCAGCCUCCGGUGCCGAUGUUGCGACACCGCUGCGCCUCGAAGCAGCCUCCGGUGCCGAUGUGCCGACUCCCUCACGCCUCGAAGCAGCCGCUGGCGCCGACGUGUCCACACCAGUCCGCAGGGAGGCCGAGGACAGCGCGGCUGCUGAGAAUCUCAGUUUUUCAGAUAAAGUGUCCGUGGAUGCUUCGAGACUGAGCAGAGGUUUAGGUGUGAAGUACGGGAGUGAAAGUCUUCUGGGUGCUGAGCGGCAUCGCGGUGCCGACGGAGCGAAUGCAGCGGUGCGCCAAGACGCUGAAGGAGACGUGCUGGCCACACUGAACACCUUCCAUUCGACGGAUGUGCACGACAGCCCCACCCCUUCAUCACGGCAACAGCAGGAGCAGGUCUCGGUUGAAUCGACCAGCACGGAGUUGACCGCAUUGACUGUCACCAGCAUCGGGGGAGGCCUUUGGGUGCCUAGUCUCAGUGGCAGAGGCUACGUGAACAACGAAGAGGACGUGAACGGCGGCCGGUGUGUAGCGACGCAUCUCUGGGCACGGCGGCAAAGCGCGCAGGCUGCGCAGCAGCUGCGUGCCCUGCAGAAGCGCGAGCGUCAGCACCGGCAGAGCGUGGUAAAGCGGGAAGUCGAGGGUCGUUACACGAUUCGGCUCCGCGAGGCCAGCGAUGCGGCUGAUGUUGGUGUGGAAUGGCGGCGAGGCGCGGACGAAGACACUGUUACAGCCACGAGCUUCACACUCUCCAGUUCUCCAUCUCGGCUCAUCGGACAGCUGCCGCAUCGCGUAAAGAACGGCGGUCGCGGAGAAACGGGCGGAAGUCGAGGGAACGAUCGCUUAGCGGAUGACAGCGCCGAAGGCGAGGUAAGUCGAUGUGAAAGCCGCAGCAGCAGAAGCGGUCGCAGGCUGUCAAGCUCGAAGACCAGCAUGUCUGUCAUUGACGACGCAGAGCAGCAGCGUGCUUCCAAGCGGGGGUGGUGUCCCGCCGUUUGCGAGGCUCAAGCACUGAUGCCAUCUCUUGAAGUGGCAGAGGGAGCUGCAGCUGAGGACACCGCAACGGCGGAGACGCACAACCCUCCGGCUGCAUCGCUUACCGGAACAUCAGGGACGGCUGUGCACGAAGUUGGCAAAGCGGGAGGGACCCCCGCACCGGAAGGCGCGAUCGCUCGGGCAGGUGACGAGCGCGCACAGCAGCAGGAAUCUGUCUACGGGGCGGCAACCGACUUGGGCGCAAAGCCCACGGCUGUGGGAAAGGAAGACGCGUCGCCGCCUUCUCCCCAUAAGCCGCCCCCCUCUCACCUGGAGGGUGCACUCAGCUGUAGCGUCGAGGCUAUCGCGGAUACCCCAGUCGACAAGACGAUGCACGAGGCAGCAGCCGCACCUCAGGGAGAAGAUGACGGGGUGUCUAACGCCCACAUCGCCGACGCAUCAUUGCCGCGCCCCCCACCGCUGGAGGGGCAGUUCUCGCCCCCCUCCGACCUGUGGACUCUCGACAAGGGGGAGAGCGAGAGCGACGGUGGCGGAGAGGAGACGGAGGCAAUGACGACGUCGGAGGGCCAUAAAGGAAGUGGUGGGAGCGAUGAGUAUGAAGGCAGCAAGCAUCCGAGUGGUGGCAGCAGCCCCGCUGGAAGCUCCAUCCUGCCAGGACCAGGUCCGUUUCCUGCAAAGGCGGCUGCCACCGCGGUGGACAACGACACCCAGCCCCCAUCGCCCUCCAGAGGCGAUAAGAGGCUCAGCAGCGGCAUCAGUAGCGCGAGCUCCUCCUGCUCUGAGUUCAUCGUAAAGCACAUUGCGGCUCAGCCGCAUCUGUCUCCAUCUGCAAGCGCAGAUACCAGCAGCGCCGGCACGGAGGGGGCAACAGUUGACGUGGAGCACGCCGAUGCCUCUGCAGCGACGGCCUUCAAGUGGGUGCGUGCCUCCUCAGCGGCGGCCGCAGACGACGUUGCCGAAUACCACCCAGUAGCAGGGGUGGGGAUGGAGCACGCACAGGUGAGAGUCGACGCGGCUGGGCAGGCCAAUCUUGAGGAGAGGGGAGGAAGUGAUAGCGGCGCUGGAAGCAGCCGUAACGCUGCGGGCAACGAAGACGGCGGCGGCAGUGGACGUUCACACUCUGCUCCCGCCGCGGUGUUUGUGGACGUGCCAGCGUUGCGCGGAAAAGAUGCCGCCGUGGAUGAACGCGCAAAGAAGGACGACGAUGAGCCGCGUCCGUCACACCUGACGCCGCAGCCGACGGAGCCGUCGCUUCCGCCUUAUGCGACUGCUCGCGUGAGUACAGAUGUGCCAGUGCCGGCGCGUGGGACCGCAACAGCAAUGAUCACCAGCCCCACCGCUACCACCACGACGACGCCGUUGAGCAACGACCAUGGCGCACAGCACAGCACCGCAGUCCGCUCCCCUGCGCCGGCAUCCAUCACGGCACAUCGUCACCCUGAUGAGGAGGAGCCACGAUCGCGUCGGAACGCGCGCACCACGUCCUCGUCGGUUACCUCAUCAGGGUCCUUCUUUUACUCGCUGCCUGGCCAAGGUACCGUCCGUGCUGCGAGCAGCAACGAGAGUCCAGAGCAACACCCGCAGCACCAGGCCAACGCCACUGGUGAAAUAACCUCACCUGCUUACCGGCGAACCCAGGCUGCGCCGGCACCGCACGCGUGGCACCAGCGUUCAUGGGAGCAGCCUCGUACCGAUGAGGAUGCGGGGCCCAUGGCAACCGACGAAUCCUUUCUCAGAGAGGCGUGGCACGGUGGCUGCUCGCCUGACGUAGGUGGCGAAAUUCGCCCUGAUGACGACGGCCAGAGGGCCUCAACGAGGGGCUCCGUCCGUGGUUGCUCUAGCGACAGCAGGGACUCGGCUGAGGAUGCGGCACGCCACUCCCCGACGGUGCCAGCGGCCCCGAAGCAGCCCGCAAUCUCGUGGACAAUCCCGCUAGACUGGGCGGACAGCCUGGAUGAGAUGGAUGGUCGAUACCCCUCAGCAGCGCAUGCAGCCCCUGACGCCUCCAUCGUCUCUUCCGUCUCAUCCUCCGCUUCGGCGCACAGCGACACGUGUGCCUCAGCGAGAACAUCGCAUCGCCACCAGAAGACCCGCCGCAGGGCUCCGCACCGCCGCCUGCCGCCCCACCUACGUCCUGAUCGUCCGUGGGCUCACCUUCUGACCCGUGGUCUCCGGGAAGUUUUCUUUUCAGCCAGCAGCAGCAGCAGCAACGAUGGCAGAGGAGAGGCUCGUGCGCAGGCAGCCAAGCACGCAAUGGGACCUGGCGAAGCAGCGCGUGCGGAUGCCGGGGCUCAGGCCACCUCCUUCACGACCGUGCUGUCGGCGGUGCCACGAAGGUCUGGGCCUUGGUAUGCUACACCGGCGCGACGCACCAAGAAGGAACACCGUGCUGCGCCUGAGGGCCUCGCUAAGGCCGCACCGUGGCAGACUCGUCGAUCAGCCUGCAGUGUUCCAGCAGCACACAACGCAGAAAAGGCGCGUGGAUUUGAAGAACGGGCAAGGCCUGGAGCCGGCACUCUGAGCGAGGAUGUGGUGCAGGAGUCUGCAUCAUCGUACGCGACAACGACGAGGUCGCAGGUGCCGACUACCACCACGUAUGCCACGCCAGGGAGGCGCGGCCCUGCCGGCUUCGCUGUAUCACCAUCUUCAGUGCGCACUCGUACGCUGCCACCCCCGCCCUGCAGCGCUGCUUCUGCUGCGACUGUGACUGGCUUGCAGACCCGUACAUCCUCGGCACCGACGUUCUCGGCUGCAGAGACAGCACGCAACACCGCUGAAAGGCUGCUGCAGCUACGUCGACAACGGCAGCCACCAGGACCCACUUACGUGCAACUGUAUGAGCGGGGGCGCUCCUUGCGUCGCAGGGCGUCCGAGAAUGAGUGGCGCCCCAGUCCGGCGACAAGAGCCAUCACCGCAGGUGGCAUGCGGGGAUGUCAGGCCGCUCUUACUCCCACUCGCGAGGGUACCUGCGGCAGAGGUGCGGCGUCCACGCGCAGCGCGGUGGUGUGGCGGCUAACGGGAGCCCCGCGACCGCGCGUGACUGAGGAGGGACGUGCAGUUCGGCAGCAGGAGCAGUGGGAACUCCCCCUUAUAUCGGCGCCUCAUGAAGCAGUUGCUGCUCGUCGGUUGUCGCCUGCCGACGUCCGCGACGGGAUGACGAGCAAUGCUUCAUCAAGCACACCAGCAGGUGCGGCACCUCAGGCCGAGUAUGCAGUCGAAAGCGUGCGUACCAGUACUGUCCUACGAGCACAGUCGCCGCUACCCCUGUCUGGAACACCGUCAUCGUCGUCGCCCUUCUCGCUGCCGCCUCCACCGCCCACAAUAACCACCGCUCCCCGUCAUGCCACACCGAGACCCCUGUCAAGGAAGGAUGCGGCAGAGGAAGGCACCGGGGACGGCGACGAAGCCUGCAAGCCGUUGAAAGCGCGUGACGGGGCGGCCUCGACAGCGGCGGCAGCGACAGGGGAAGAAGAUGCCACUCAGGGUCGAGACAAGACGGACCAGGGCGAAGAGAACGAUGGGGGGGGCUUGUUGGGGGCCAGAUCGGAUCCCGAUAGUCACAGCGCUCUGCGCGUCUCGGCCCCUACUUCACCACCCCCGCCUGGUGACGAACCCGCGCACGGUCCUCGGCCGCAGCCGCUGUUACCAUCAUCGCUCGCGCUGGAACCUCUUCAAGCAGUCCUUUGCGAAGAGGGUGAAGCACAUGCAGCGGGGCUCGCAGAGCCACACGCUGACAGCGAUGAUGCAGCACAGCUCCUCUCUCCACAAGGCCCUGCUGAGCCAUCCAGGGGAGACCGAGCAGCAACAGGAGGAACAGAACGUGGACACGGACUCGCCGUAGCGGCUGUGGGCACUGCAAAGAUGGGCCACGCCGUUGCCAGUGGUCUUGGUGCGCGCACACCUGAGACAGCGGCGAACCCCUACAGAAGCAUCGAUGCAGCUGGUCAGGGCCAGGGUGUUGGGGUGCACACCAGCUGUGCGGGGACGUCUGUGGUUCAGGAGAGUCUCUUGAGUCCCGAGACGGAUGCAGCGUUGCUCUCCAACCUUCCCGCGCCACCCGUGGCGAGUGAAGUGCACGCUGGGCAUUGCACACCCCCAGCCUCGUCUCAGCUUUCGCCGGCGCCAGGACCUGCUACAAGCGCCGAUAUACGCUGCCAGCCAGGGGUACCGAGCACCCAUCAACUGCCGCACUUGUACGUUGCUGAUGAAAGCCCUGCCCCUCUACCACAGCCGCCACAGCUUACUCCUCAGCCAUCACCGAGAGCCGCAGUUGCAGCCAAUGCGGCGGAUGGCAACAAUCGCGUCAUACCCCCACCACCGGAGCAGCAGCAGCGACGUGAGGUGCUGGAGCACCGCAUCGCACAGCUCGAAAUGACGCUUAAGCUGCAGCAACAGCAGCGGCAACGGACCGUGCAACGUCGCCCCCGCGACCACGACCACAACGCGGAAGUUCCGACAGACUACUUGGAGGCUGCAACGGAUGGCGACGAGGAUUUCUUGCGGAACGCCUGUGGAAAAGACGUAGAGCUGCCAAGGCGUACUAUGCAAUCUUCCCAGCCACAAGGGCGGGGUCCCAGUACCGAUAGCGUUGGAGGCUGCGGCGCUGUUGCUGUCAGUGGGAAGGGAAGAGGAGCGUCAAGGCAAGCCCAGAGGAGUAUGCUAUCGGCGCCGCAGACACAGGAUCACCAUCUGCCCGCGCCAGCGUCCGCCAUCCACUGGGCGUCUCGACCUGGAUACAGCGCUAGCUAUACCACAGUGACGCCUACCGCGUCUUUAGCGCCAUCGGCGGGCCGCAUCACCACCAGCGGCGGCGCCGGGGGCACUGGGGCUGUUCGCAGACGUGGUCUACGCGGCGCAGCUUCUCCUACUGCUCUGCACAUGGACCACGGCAACGGGAGCGACUUGGCGGUUCCCUUACCCUCCCCGGAAGCUGUUUCUGCAAGCGCGGCACCUGGCGCCAGCAUCACGUCGUGCACGCGGCCUGCAUAUUGUCGGUACGGCUCGGUGGCUACGUCCGCGGUUGCGACGCCGGGAGAUCCGAGGUACAGUCACGCUACUACGUCUUUCCUAAUAAGCGCGGACUGGCGCUAUCAACGCAUGUACGUAGAUAGCAUGUACUUCCCGGAAUCAACCGCCGACAGUGCAUCGCGGGGUGCCGAAACGGGACACGAAGCUCACAAAGAGGAGAGCAGGUGCUUGGAAGCCACCAGUGGCGCGCCAGAAGGUCCGUCAAGCAGCGAAGGUGGACGGGCAACACCGGCCACAACUGCGCGGCACGCCUCUGCGAACAACCGCAUUGCCGGUGUCUUUGUAUGUCGCCCUCUUCGCUGA
Leishmania mexicana MHOM/GT/2001/U1103 is the source of this 8019-nucleotide messenger RNA. RefSeq lists its product as hypothetical. The transcript has a single exon. Bases 1 to 8019 code for a protein of 2672 amino acids. Gene Ontology annotation, cellular component: trans-Golgi network transport vesicle; trans-Golgi network; endosome. NCBI's taxonomy places the organism in Eukaryota, Euglenozoa, Kinetoplastea, Trypanosomatida, Trypanosomatidae. The record is from RefSeq and is a predicted model, not a curated record.